Nomascus leucogenys (northern white-cheeked gibbon) is the source of this 2975-nucleotide messenger RNA. RefSeq names its product DEAH-box helicase 32 (putative) (gene DHX32). Gene Ontology annotation, molecular function: RNA binding. The record is from RefSeq and is a predicted model, not a curated record. Lineage: Eukaryota; Metazoa; Chordata; Mammalia; Primates; Hylobatidae. Gene Ontology annotation, cellular component: intracellular anatomical structure; spliceosomal complex.
GAGCGCGUGAGGACCCGCGCGUCGCCGGGGACACUGAGCGAGGGUAGCGGCCAGGUCACCGGCUGAGGACACUGCCCCUGAAGCCCGGUCAGGCGGUCGCGCCCUCCCUGGCGUCCCCCGCGGCCCCGCAGGACGUGUGCCCCGACGUCGCCGACCCGCGGCCCCCGCCGUCGCCGACUCGCGGCGUCCGUCGGGCGAGUGGGCCCGCCCGCGGGUAAGGCGCCGGCCCUGGGCCUCCCUCCCGGGACUCGGGAGCCGCCGCUGCAGUGUGGUUUAUUGACAAUCAUUUUCAAUGCCGAAGAGUGCUGCAGUGAGCCAGCACAGUGGGUAACACAGCAACGGAGAACAGAUGCAGGAGAAACUUGCUUGCGGAAUGUCAGCUGUGUGAGCUCACUGUCGGACAAGAUGGAAGAAGAAGGGCUGGAGUGUCCAAACUCUUCCUCUGAAAAACGCUAUUUUCCUGAAUCCCUGGAUUCCAGCGAUGGGGAUGAGGAAGAGGUUUUGGCCUGUGAGGAUUUGGAACUUAACCCCUUUGAUGGAUUGCCAUAUUCAUCACGUUAUUAUAAACUUCUGAAAGAAAGAGAAGAUCUUCCUAUAUGGAAAGAAAAAUACUCUUUUAUGGAGAACCUGCUUCAAAAUCAAAUCGUGAUUGUUUCAGGAGAUGCUAAAUGUGGUAAGAGCUCUCAGGUUCCUCAGUGGUGUGCUGAAUAUUGUCUUUCCAUCCACUACCAGCACGGGGGCGUGAUAUGCACACAGGUCCACAAGCAGACUGUGGUCCAGCUCGCCCUGCGGGUGGCGGAUGAAAUGGAUGUUAACAUUGGUCAUGAGGUUGGCUACGUGAUCCCUUUCGAGAACUGCUGUACCAACGAAACAAUCCUGAGGUAUUGUACUGAUGAUAUGUUGCAAAGAGAAAUGAUGUCCAAUCCUUUUUUGGGUAGCUAUGGGGUCAUCAUCUUAGAUGAUAUUCAUGAAAGAAGCAUUGCAACUGAUGUGUUACUUGGACUUCUUAAAGAUGUUUUACUAGCAAGACCAGAACUGAAGCUCAUAAUUAACUCCUCACCUCACCUCAUCAGCAAACUCAAUUCUUAUUAUGGAAACGUGCCUCUCAUAGAAGUGAAAAAUAAACACCCUGUGGAGGUUGUGUACCUUAGUGAGGCUCAAAAGGAUUCUUUUGAGUCUAUUUUACGCCUUAUCUUUGAAAUUCACCACUCGGGUGAGAAAGGUGACAUUGUAGUCUUUCUGGCCUGUGAACAAGAUAUUGAGAAAGUCUGUGAAAUUGUCUAUCAAGGAUCUAACCUAAACCCAGAUCUUGGAGAACUGGUUGUUGUUCCUUUGUAUCCAAAAGAGAAAUGUUCAUUGUUCAAGCCACUCGAUGAAACAGAAAAAAGAUGCCAAGUUUAUCAAAGAAGAGUGGUGUUAACUACUAGCUCUGGAGAGUUUUUGAUCUGGAGUAACUCAGUCAAAUUUGUUAUCGAUGUGGGUGUGGAAAGAAGAAAGGUGUACAACCCGAGAAUAAGAGCAAACUCGCUCGUCAUGCAGCCCAUCAGCCAGAGCCAGGCAGAGAUACGCAAGCAGAUUCUUGGCUCAUCUUCUUCAGGAAAAUUUUUCUGCCUGUACACUGAAGAAUUUGCUUCCAAAGACAUGACGCCACUUAAGCCUGCAGAAAUGCAGGAAGCCAACCUAACAAGCAUGGUGCUUUUUAUGAAGAGGAUAGACAUUGCAGGCCUAGGCCACUGUGACUUCAUGAACAGACCAGCACCAGAAAGUUUGAUGCAGGCAUUGGAAGACUUAGAUUAUCUGGCAGCACUGGAUAAUGAUGGCAAUCUUUCUGAAUUUGGAAUCAUCAUGUCAGAGUUUCCUCUUGAUCCACAACUCUCGAAGUCUAUCUUAGCGUCCUGUGAAUUUGACUGUGUAGAUGAAGUGUUAACAAUCGCUGCCAUGGUAACAGCUCCAAAUUGCUUUUCACAUGUGCCACAUGGAGCAGAAGAGGUUGCCUUGACUUGUUGGAAGACAUUUUUACAUCCUGAAGGAGAUCACUUUACCCUCAUCAGCAUUUACAAGGCCUACCAAGACACAACUCUGAAUUCUAGCAGUGAGUACUGUGUUGAAAAGUGGUGUCAUGAUUACUUCCUCAAUUGUUCAGCACUCAGAAUGGCAGAUGUUAUUCGAGCUGAACUCUUAGAAAUUAUCAAGCGAAUCGAGCUUCCCUAUGCAGAACCUGCUUUUGGCUCCAAGGAAAACACUCUAAACAUAAAGAAAGCUCUUCUGUCCGGUUACUUUAUGCAGAUUGCUCGGGAUGUUGAUGGAUCAGGUAACUACUUAAUGCUGACACAUAAGCAGGUUGCUCAGCUGCAUCCCCUGUCUGGUUACUCAAUCACCAAGAAGAUGCCAGAGUGGGUCCUCUUCCAUAAAUUCAGCAUUUCUGAGAACAACUACAUCAGGAUUACCUCAGAAAUCUCUCCUGAACUAUUUAUGCAACUGGUACCACAAUACUAUUUCAGUAAUCUGCCUCCUAGUGAAAGUAAAGAUAUUCUACAGCAAGUAAUGGAUCACCUAUCCCCUAUGUCAACAAUGAAUAAGGAACAGAAAAUGUGUGAGACGUGCCCUGAAACUGCUGAACAGAGAUGCACUCUCCAGUGACUCCUCAGCAAACACAAGGUGCAGUAGGGUCCCAAAGGUAGCUGGAUGGCUGAACUGCUGGAGAUGGGAGAUACGUGACAUGAAGACGGAUUUCACACCCACAGGACAGUCUUGAAGAAAAUAACACUGUGUAUAUUAUUUUAAAAUAAAAAAUAGAAGUUUUUAUUGAGUUCUUUAAAUUACUACUUCACGUUUUUCUUCUUCUUGGAAAAGUUUUUAAAUCAACCACUCAUAAUUUGACCAAAAUGUUAAAAAACUGGUAUUUUGCACAUGGGACAGAACCCCACUUUUUGUAGAGGACCUUAAUCUGAAUAAAGUCUGAGUUUUUCAGUAAA